Anthonomus grandis grandis is the source of this 10359-nucleotide messenger RNA. It is a transcript of the gene apolpp, whose product is annotated as apolipophorins. Bases 42 to 10154 code for a protein of 3370 amino acids. Gene Ontology annotation, biological process: lipid transport. Gene Ontology annotation, molecular function: lipid carrier activity. The transcript has 26 exons. The record is from RefSeq and is a predicted model, not a curated record. NCBI's taxonomy places the organism in Eukaryota, Metazoa, Arthropoda, Insecta, Coleoptera, Curculionidae.
UAUAAUUAUCUCCAGUUGUUGCGUUGCCGACUUCAUUGAAGAUGGACGGCUCUAGUGGUCAUCGUUGGCGGACGACCCCUCUUGGUCUCUUGGUGUUCCUGGUAAUUUUAGUGAUCGGAUUUGCGGACUCUGAAGAUGUUUGCCGGAGCGGUUGUAAGCAAGCAAGUCCCCACACAUUUAAGUAUAGUUUAGGCACGACAUAUAAAUACAGCUAUGAGGGCAAAAUCGACAUCGCCCUGUCUUCAGCCGAAGGACAGACGACCAGUACCUUAGUUAAAGCUGACGUUUUGCUCACCCAAUUACCAGAUUGUAACCAGUUGAUCAGGUUACAAAAUGUGAUUAUUGCUGGUGCCAAUGGAAAGAAACAUGGUUCAAUCCCCGACAUCGAAAAACCUAUCCGCAUCAACAACAAUGACGGUCUGGUUGACGAUAGUAUUUGCGUGGUGGAUGGCGAUAAUCAGAACUCGAUCAACGUUAAGAGGGCCAUCGCUUCAAUUUUCCAGGCGGUCUCGAAGUCCGGCUUCGAAACUGACGUUUUUGGAAGGUGCCCCACUGAUGUAGCCACGCACAAAGAAGGAGACGUCGUAGUCAUCCAGAAGGCAAGAAGUCUUAACAAAUGCUUCUUUAGAGAACAUAUUCAACAUGACUUCCUCACGACUGCAUUGAACCUGAACAGCGAAAUCAAAUCAAGCCCGAUCCUUAACGGCGAUUACAGCGCCACUUUGAAAAUCAAAAAUGGAAUCCUCGAUCAAGCUACCGUGAGUGAAGAUUACCUGUUUGUACCGUUUUCCGUUGGGAAAAAUGGUGCCAAGGCACAGGUCAUCAGUAAAUUGCACUUUAGCGGCAGUUCUCCGGAAAGUCCACAAGUAACCACCACCAAACCCAGAUCUAUCAUCUUUGAAAACCCUCAUCCAGUAGUGGCACCAGGCAGUAAUGUCCAGACUAUCCAAAAUGCAGUGAAAGAGGUCGCAAAGACCAUUGACAUUGUUGUAGGCGAAAACACGGCCAGGGAAUUCAUUAAUUUGUUGAAAAUUGUAAGGGUUAGCAAUAAAAAUGACCUUUUGGCUGUUUACAAUCAAGUUAAGAGUGGAGUAGGUGUUGGUGACAAAGAGGCAGCAAAACGACUAUAUUUAGACGCUCUACUUAGAGCAGGAAACGGUGAUACCGUGGAGGCCUUACUUGAACUUUUGGACAAGAAACAACUUGAUGAAACUGAUAGGAGACUAGUUCUUUUGGGACUAAACGUAGUUAGGCAUGCCACCGCGGGAUCUGUUAAGGCUGCCACUACUCUCCUAAAUACCGCAAAUCUACCCCGGGAAGCCUACCUAGGUAUUGGCAACCUUGCCGGUAAAUUCUGCCAGCAGCACGACUGCAGCGACAACGCAGAAAUUAAGACCCUUACCAGCAAAUUGCUAGCGAAGAUCGGCACCAAGCCUACCAAUAGGGAACAAGAAAAUGACGCGGUGUUUGCCCUUAAGGCUCUUGCUAACUUCCAUCAUUUGAACGAAAAUGUCAUCCCCAAACUUACUGGACUUGCACAAAACAAAAAUAUCCCCAACAGAGUGCGGGUAGCCGCUUUGGAAACUUACUUGGCUGACCCAUGCAAAGACAAACUGAGAAACAGCGCUUUGCAAAUUUUGCAAGAUAUUCAGCAAGAUUCCGAAGUCAGGAUUAAAGCUUAUUUGGCAGUGGCCCAAUGUCCGAAUGCUAAAAUUGGAAACGCAAUCAAGGCUCUACUCUUAAAAGAACCAAGCAUCCAAGUCGGUGGGUUCAUCGCAUCCCACAUCCACGCUCUCCGCGCCUCUGCCAACCCGGACAAGAGUCUGGCCAAACAAUUCUUAGGAUUUAGCGUCAGAAGAAACUUCCCAAUCGAUCCUCGUAAAUAUUCAUUCAACGGUGAAUUUUCGUAUUCCAUAGACACCUUAGGAUAUGGAGCGGCUGCCGAAUCCAACGUCAUCUACAGCCAAAAUUCCUGGUUGCCUAGAUCCAGCAAUCUCAAUCUUACCGCGGAAAUUUUCGGACACCGCUUUAAUACCCUAGAAAUUGAAAUUAGACAAGAAAAUCUGGACAGGCUCGUCGAACAUUACUUCGGACCAAAAGGAGUUUUAAGACACUCGAUGUUAUCCAGCACCCUUAAAGAGGGAAAAAACAAAUUUGGUAAUUUGGCCCAGUAUGUGGAACAGAAACUAAAAGCCACUUUAAACAGGAACAGAAGGGAUGUUAGUAAGGCUGAAAUCGAUCAUAUCGCUAAGCAAGUGCAGAUUAAAACAAGUGAGCUGAAUAAAGAUUUGGAUCUGGAUUUGGGAGUAAAGGCUUUCGGUGGUGAAAUAUUCUUUUUAAAUAUUAACCAGGAAGCUAAGGUGAAACCUGAAGAGAUCAUUGACAAAAUAAUCCAGGAGUUGAAUAAUGGACUUGAUAAGCUGAACAAUUUCGAUGAAACUCUACGUCGCAACAUCAAUUUCCUAGACACUGAAUUAGCAUACCCUACCUCCCUCGGUUUCCCUCUUCGUCUCGCCGUAGAAGGAACGGCGACAAUCCAAAUUAAGGCCCAAGGAAGUAUUGACCUCCGUCAUUUGCUUAAUAAUCCAGACAAAGGAGAAUUGAAAAUAAAACUUGCCCCAAGCUCUAACAUCGAAGUAUCCGGAAAACUAACCCUAGACUCUUUGGUUGUCGAAAAUGGCUUAAAAGUAAUUUCCACCUUGUACUCUUCCACCGGCGGCGACUUAACAGCAUCCUGGGACCAAUCUUCAGGAUUCGAUGUGAAAUUCGGUUUACCAGUUGCUGAACAAAAACUGAUGUCCGCCAACCAUGAAAUCGUGUUUGUAAACAAAGAGCAAGCUGGACGCGAAAAAAAUCUUCCACUUAAAUUCACUCAAGUAAAAGACUUUUCGAUUUGCUUGGACCAACUGAGCCCCUUCAUCGGUUUGACGUUCUGCGCUGAAGUAAACGGACCCAAUCUAGAGGGACAACAGAUCCCGAUUUUGCCAUUCCCGUUGGCUGGUGAUGCCAAAAUCGCCGUAACGAUCGAAAACGACGACGUAUCUGAAUAUCAUAUCAGGCAUAACACCAAAGAAGGACACGCCGAUCUUAUUUUUGAAACUAUCGGUAAGGAUGGACAGAAGAAGGUGUCUUUGGACCUCGCGGCUGAGUAUUCUCCAGAGAAGUUUAUUAGAGCAUUAUUUAGUUCACCACAGAAACAAGCAUCCGCUGAAGCCAGGAUUGUUAUGACUAACGUUGAAAGAUCUUUACUUUUAAAGCUUACUAAUGACCAAGAAGAAUUUUCUGGUAAAAUAGGAGUUGCUGUAUCCGGCACUUCAGAUAAAACAAUUUACAAACCAAUUCUGGAAUACAGAACUCCACAAGGACUGAUACCCUUACCAGUGAAAACUGAGGGUCAAGUUAUCGUCGAGCAAAAUGGAGAAAACUUCAAAUUAACUUUCGAGAAUAUAAAAGUUGUCAGUGAACAAUAUGAAUUAGGGCUGCAAGGAACAGCUGGAAAAGACUCCGGAAUCUGGUUUACCGAUAUCAGUAUGGCCCCCAGUCCAGGCGCCAACGUUAAGUUUGAAGGUCGUCUACAACUAACAGUAGAACUAGUAAAGUUUAAUGUUAAAAUGGAAAACACGAUUAACAGUAACGCCAACUUUAACCUUAAAGGAGAACUGAAACGUCAAGUGAACAACUGCGACGUAGCUAUCCAGUUAAUCCAUGGACCAGAUCUAAACUCGAAAACUGCCAUCUUGACCAUCACCUCGAGUAUAGUAAAUAAGUUUAAAAGUUCCUCAGAUUUCCGUUUUGCUACCAAACAAAGUAUCAAAUAUCCUCUUAUCGGAGUUAACGCAAAACUCGAGCUGGAACAGACUCCAAAUUCAAUCGACUAUGACAUCAACCUUGAAUAUGGCGAACUAAAACUGGGAUCAGAACUAGAAGCUAAAGUCAACGAAAAAUCUAACGGUGACUAUCAAGUGGAAUUCGAAGUAUGGGGUCUAGAAAACAAGCUUGAAGUGAAAUCGUCCAGACAAGUCCUUCCGAAUGACCAAAGUAAAAUUUCCAACACUAUUGAAUUAAACGGAAGAAAAUUGAAAUUUGACGGUGUAAUCACCCAUGCCAUUCGCCCUCACUAUAUGAAUGUCGGUACGGAUUUAACCAUCCAUGUACCAACACAGGCUGGUCCUAUCAAGGUAAGCACUGGACUUAAAAUGACUGAAGAAGACGUAGACGCUCAUGCUAAAAUUAACUCUGGAAGUGACAGCAUUAUCGACUCAUUCUUAAGAGCUGACAAAAAGGGCAAUGCCAACGGAAGCCUUAAACUCGCUAUCAGAAACUUAAUUAAUCUUAAUGGUCAAGUGCACUCAAACAGCGGUACUGGAAACGGUGAAGUUGUUGUUGAUCUACAAAACGGCAAACGUCAAUUCAAAGCUGAUACCACCUUCAACGUUCAACCAGAUAAGCGUUACGAUAUUAGUAUAAACUUUUAUCCAAACGCAAAAGACAACUCUGCUAAAAUUUCUAUCUCCACUCAAACCAACAUGGAUGAAAACUCCCUGGAAACUAAAAAUAAAGUUGAUGCUUUCGGAUAUCCUCUUGAAGUCAAUGCAAAAGCAUCUAAAACCGGAAAUAACGAUCUGGAAAAUUUGAAUAGCGAAUUGGAAAUAACUCUCCCAGGAGAACAGUAUUUACAAGCAAAAUCAAAUUUUGAAUGCAAAGGCGUAAAUGACCUUUACACCGGACACGUCUUAUCAAGUGUAGAGUACAGGAAAAACAAGAAUACCCCUGGCACAAAAUACAGUUACAAGGGAAGCUGGAGAAACAGCAACAUGGAGGAAGGUAUUAUCGAUGCCGACAUUAACAUAUCCGCUGAUGACAGUAACGGUAAAAACAUCAACAACGAUUUAACCAUCAAGUCCACUAAGCAAGGUGAAUUACAGCAACUUAAUUUGCACAAUAAAGUAUCUGGAAGUAUACUUAGUAAUCCCUUGGAAGUGCGCUUUGUGAGCAACUGCAAUAAAGGAGUCAUUGGAGAUUAUGACCUGCAAAGUAGCUACGGAAAUGCAAACAACUUACAAAUCAAAGGCAAUCAUGACUUGAGCAAACCAAAGAAAGAAGGAGCCUUAAAGAUCCAACUCACUAGCGCAUCUGAACCACUGAAGAGCUUAAAUGUUGAUCUAAAAGGAUCUGUAACUAAAACGGAAGAUCCUUCUGCACCAGUUCAAGUUGAAGGUUCUGUUUCAGUAGAUGCGGCAAAUGCUGAAGGCUCUUUCGUAACCCUUAAAUCAUCUGGUGAUGUUGUUGUUGGGCCUUUAUCAGGAAAAGUGAAGGGAUCCAUGACUUUGAACAAACUCGAGCCAAUCAGUAUCGAUGCCAGUUAUAAUCUCAAAGAAGAUCAACGAGGAGGAUCUGCUAAUUCGCUAGUAACUUAUGGAAAUGGACAGUCCGUGAAGAGUGAAGUCAGCCUCGAUAGAACCUCUGACCACCAGUAUAAAUUAGUAGCUGGCCUUGAUACAGUUACAGCUGCAGGACCGAAAAGCCAUAAAAUCAUCGUAAACACUAAACGUUCUCAGGGUGGCAACGAAGUCGUUAGUUCCGUAGAGCUCGUGGUAGAUGGAAAGACUUGGAAGGUUAAUUCAGAAUUGGGACUCAGUGAAAUCAGCCCCGUUGUCAACGUUAAACUUGUCUGUCCCGAGGGGAAACUAAGACAGAUAUAUCUUAAGGGGCAUAAAGUUAGUGACCGUCAGUUUGGAGGUGAAUUAAAACUAGUGAAUGAAGAAAAAUCUUUCCUUCUGGAUGGAUCCAUCAACAUCAACGUUGAAAACAUCGAAAAUCUUAUUAUAAAAGGACACGUUAACUCACCCAGCUUAAAACUGAACAAGAUCGUUUUUGAAGCAUCGAACAAAGCUGGAUCUUCUGACCGUAAACUCAACGUCAACAUCAAAGUCGCGGACAAGAACUACUUAUCCGGAGAACUUUCUUACGCCGCCAAGGAAGAAAAUGGCAAAUUCAUAAUCGACGGUAGCGGAGACUUCAAGAUGAAGGAUCAAUCCAGAUCUGGCAACUUCAAGUACAUCUUGGAGAAAUUAGAAACUGCCAAAAAUGGCGAACAAGGAGUACAAGUUUCGUUUGACGCCUCUUUGGGAGACAGAGCUAUCGAUUCCGAAUACAAGCUAACCAACAAGCACUUUAGACUUCAAAACUCUUACUGCGAGAAAACAAAGGAGUGUGCCUACAUCGAAAUUGAAAAUAAGAUUAACGCCAAUGAUGCUUCAAACUUCAACCAAGUCCUCGAGAUUAGUCUUGACCUACGUAAACUUGGUCUCUCCCACGAAUUUGGCCUAAAGGCCACCACCAACCGUAAAGAAUGGGUUAUCGACCACACAGUAGAUGCCCACUUCCAAAACAAUGCAAACAGUAAAUACCAAUAUAGUUUUUACAUCCACCCAACUGAAGCUGGAGUUAGUCUAACCACCCCUAAGAGGUUGGUAGCUCUGGAAGCUCACAGUGUGCCAUUUAAAAACUUGAGAGAAGGUGGAAAGGCUAGCGGAGAACUAGCUUUCUAUAUUGACAAGAAGAACCAUCCUAACAAGAAGACGGCGUUGUCUUGGUCUCUGGAUGUUAACACCAGUGGCAAGAUCAAUGGGCAAAUGAAGUUCAAUCAUCCUGGACUCAACAAGCCUUUAUCAAGUACCUUCACCGCAACCAGAUCAGGCACUCCAUACAACGGCCAGAUCGAUAUUCAAUCGGUUCUUGACAUUUUCGCUCAAGAUGAUCAAAAGUUGGUUUACACCUACCAUAAAUCAGUUAAAUUAGACAGCACAAAGACCAAGGGAUCUUCCAAGAUAACGUUUGAACUGAAGAGUAGCGGCUUGGGAAUUGAUAUUCGUGGAUCUGAAAUCGUUGCUGGUGAUAGAGUAAACAGCGAACUCACCUAUAACUCAGACGUUAAGUAUCGUGUAGGAAGUACCAAAUGGGAAAACUCCCUCGCAUCAAAAUGGUCUCCGAAUGAAGUUUCCGGCCACCUUAAACUCUUAAAUCAAGUUUUGAUCGAUGCAUCUAAUAAAAUCCGCGUAUCUGAAAAUGAACAGGUCAUUGAAUCAAAGGUGUCUUCCUAUGACAACAACCCAAUCGUCAGCCGUAUGGAAAUUAAGAAUUAUAACACUGUGGCUUACAGCGUUGGAUUUGAAAAACAACCAGACAGAAAACUGCUCUUCAACGCCGGACUGAUCCCAGACCAAAUCGCCGACAUCCGCGCCGAUAUCCAAGAAGGUGGUAACAAACAGAACUUAUUCUUUGCCACAGUAAAAUUGGAUGAUGCUAACUUCCUAAAAUCAGACCACAAAGUUGACUCUAAAGCCAUCCAAAACGUUCUUGGAAAAAUCAAAGAACGCUCUACCAAAUACUUCGAAGGAUUAGAACAAUUGGGAGAAAAAUGGAUCGAGGAAGCCAAGAAAGAAGCCCAAGACUUAAACGCCAUUGCCCAAAAAGCAACACCAAACAUGCAACCAUUGAAACAAUUCUACGCCAAAGAAUUCGAAGAACUAAAACAGGAAAUCUUAAAUGACAAGAGUGUUAAAGAGCUCAGCGAUGCUAUCCAAAAGGUUUUAGGAACACUUAUUUCGGUCACCACCGAAUGGUUCGAAAAAUUAAGUCAAUUUGCCGAAGAAACAUCAAGAAUAUUAGAGGAAUCUUUCAAAACCGUCAUCCAAUCAAUUGAGAAGGAACUGUUGCCACAGAUUAAGACAAUUGUUUCGAAUUUAAUGAAAGAAGUUAACUCGAUUGCACAAAUUAUAUUGGACAUGGCCUUGAACAUUGUAGGUAAAGGAGCCGAAAUUCUGGAGAAAUAUCAACCAGAACUUCAGGAACUUGCUGGUGCAUUCAGAGAACUUUUCAAGGAUGUCGGCAAACUGAUCCAAAACAUUUAUAACAAUGGUCUAGAGAGUGUCAGAGAAAUAAUUCAGAGAAUCAGUAAUGAACUCAAGGCAUCUCCUGCUAUUGAAGAGCUAAAAGCUCAAUAUGAACAGUUCAUCAAAGAGGGUCUUCCAAGCGCUGAUGCCGUAGUCAACACUAUAAGGGAAGUCUUUGAGACUAUCAAGGAUAUUAUCCCCAAUGAAUUUGUAAUCAAGAGUGACAUCAACAUGCUUUUGGAUAGUGUCACUGACUACAUCGAAAAGAAAUUGAAGAAUCAACCAGUGGAUGAUAUAGCAGCAUUCGAACAAAUUGGCCAAGUUCUCGCCAAUAUAGUUAAGAAACUGUCCAACAUUAUCAGAACAGAUAAUAUCCAACUUCCAGGCUCUAGUGUCGAUUCCAGCAGCUUUUUACCACUCAGUUAUUUCAAUAACUUGCCUAAAUUAGUUGCCGUGAAAUUCUCACCAAUCAGUUACAUCUUAGAUCAAGAAUCAAACCCCGAAAUAGGCAAAUUUGUCUUGAGUUUGUUUACCGACCCACUUGAACUAGUUGCACCAUUCCAAUUAUUCGGGCUUAUCGUGCAAGGUCAGCACAUCUUCACCUUCGAUGGCAAACAUAUCACAUUCCCAGGCAAAUGUAAUUACCUCCUCGUAAGAGACGCUAUUAAUGGUAACUUCACUUUGGCUGGAACAUACAAGGAUGGACUCUUGACUGCGAUUACCUUGGCUGAUUCUCAUGGUUCUAUCACUUUACAACAGGGUGGAAAAGUUAAAAUUAACCAAGACGCAACCGAACUGCCGAUCCGCAAACAAACCUUGGCUGCAUGGAGGGGUUACGAAACAAUCAGUCUACAUUCUACGGCUGGUAUAACUGUAGAAUGUGUCCCAGAUCUACAGGGAUGUGUCGUAUCAGUGUCAGGAUUCUAUCACGGCCAGUUGAGAGGUCUGCUUGGUAACGGUAACGCGGAACCUUAUGACGACUUCACUUUACCUAAUGGAAAAAUCGUGACUGCUGAAGGACAAUUUGGAAAUGGAUAUAAAUUGAGUAGUUCCUGUCCCGAUGUUACACCACCAAAACACGAAUCUAUCCCAGAAAACCCAACUUGCAACAAACUAUUCAACUACGAAUCGUCUCUAAGACUGUGCUACCCAUUCGUAGCAACAGAAAACUUCAAGGCCGCUUGUGCCCAUGGAUUGGCCGCCAACGUUAAAGGAACCGAAGAAGCUAUUGCCAAGGCUUACGUAGCUGCUUGCCAAAUAAGACAUGUACCCAUUCACGUACCUGAACAUCUUGUUAAAUGUACCAACAGCGAGAAACCUUUCAGUGUCGGAGAUACUUUCAGUGUAAAACUGCCAUCGAAAUCGGCCGAUAUCGUUGUUAUCGUUGAUUCUGAAAAAGCGAACCAGAAGCUUUACGAUAAGUUGGUCAAGCAACUUAUUCCUGAAAUAACAAGCGAGUUGGGUGCCAAAGCAGUAAGAGACGUUGAAUUCCACUUGGUAACAUACGGAGGUUUGAACCAAUGGCCAUCUCAUAUCACAGUCGGUGGCAAACUGACAUUCAAAGGUAAACCGCCAGCGCUGAAAUUCGGAGAGGAACCCAAACCGGACUACGACAUUAAGGAUAUCGAAAACCCACAGAUCCAGAAGUGGGCCGGGGAUAUCAAAGAGGCCAUCCACGAAAUCGGUUUGGCAAGCGGACUCAACUUGAAAUCGCGCACUUUCGAUGCCGCAUCCAAUUAUCCUUUCAGAGCGAACGCUUUGAAAUCGAUUAUCGUUGUCAACGGUGACGAGUGUGAAGUUGGAAAACUAUACCCGCUUCAAAAACUGUUCGCCUAUCUCUACAAAAACAACAAGAUCACUUUGAACCUGUUCACCCCGUUCAGUACGUUAAAGCUGAAAGACGCUAAAAAGACCAAAGAUAUCAUUGGAUUCAACAGCCAGAAUGUAUUCACUUUAUCUCAAGGCAAGAAGAAUCCUAAAGGAACUGCUGAACUGCAUAAGGAAUUGAACUAUGAGGACUACUGUGUAGAUUUCACCGUCAAUCAGAACCGUGGAAAUGCUUUUGUAAACAACAACUUCUUGUCAUUGAACGACGCCGAUCAGAAGCAAUAUAUUAAAAUAGCCGCAUCUAAUAUCGCUGAGCAACUUAUCAAUGUUGAACAAGGUUUAGAUUGCGAAUGUAAAAUGGUGAAUCCUUGGAGUGCUGUUAAUGUGUGCUCAGAAGCUUUUAGUAGAGACAGACCAUCGAAAAAGGUCUAAAAGCAACAAAAUAGUAUCAAUCAACCUAAUUACUUUAAGCGAAUUUAACAAACUGAAUCCUAUAAUAGUUUAAGAGUGUGCUAGUUAAGGAUUUAUUAUUAUUUUUUUACAUCUUUAUGGUAUUGUAAUUUUGUAAAUUAUUUAGUGUAAGAUGUACGAUUUGAUAUGUUAUCAUUGAUAUAACAAAUAAACAGAUAAUACCCAA